Molecule: messenger RNA, 1239 nt
Organism: Kwoniella botswanensis
Lineage: Eukaryota; Fungi; Basidiomycota; Tremellomycetes; Tremellales; Cryptococcaceae
Exons: 3
Coding region: 1-1239 (412 amino acids)
Source: RefSeq, a predicted model, not a curated record
AUGAGCGUCGCUUUGGAACAUAGGAGGAAGGAAGGUAGUGCGAUAGGAAGUGGGUUAGUCCAGAAGGAGCAGGGAAAGGACGUCAGUAUAUGGUCAAAGGAAUACAACAUAAUCAACGGAAUGACUGCACCACCACCCCCUAUCCCAGCUAGAUCCCGUUUUCGAACCGUACCAUCCGACACCAAAGCGCUCGCAGAUUAUUCCGAGUCCGUUCCAACUCAGUUUGAAAUACCAUCUCCUGUCUCAGGAACAUCAACCGAUAUGAAAAUAAUCACACAUCGACAAUCAUCUUUAUCCUUAUUCAAAUUACCUGUGGAUCCUCCCCCUCCUCCUCCCAUCACACCCAUUUCACCUACCUUUUCUUCAUCUAUCAAAGAAUCCCCUUCGAACGACUCAACUUUCGGAUUCAGUAAGAGAAAAUCGUCGAAUGCUGUUGAAAGGGAUCCAUUGAAGAUUAGAGAUGGAUUACAAGCUAGGGAAAGUACUAGUGGUGUUUAUACUCCGCCCACCUUUCCCGGAGCCCAAGGUCCUCGUCCUUCCCAUUUCCCAACUCACGUCUACACCCCUACGAACUUCUCACUCUAUCCUCAAGGUGACUCUCCAGCCUCACCAUCCGGUUCAUCCUCAUCCUCCCAAUCUGACUCUACUGCCCCACCCAAAACACCCUUAUCACCCACAGGUAGAUUAUCUAAAGCCGUCUCGUCGAAUAUGCGAAGAUUAUCUAGUGGGAUCGUAUCAUUGAAAGACAGGACUUAUUACGGCACCACUGGAAGUACGAUGCAUCAACGAAGUGUAACCACCCCGAUGUUGGAAUGUGGAGAAUACAAUUAUCAAGGGGGUAUAUCAAAUGCUUAUAACUCUCACGAAACCAAUCUUGGAGGGACGGGAACUGGCCGUUCGAGAGAAUCAAGUUCUAGUUGGGCAUCAUGGGCUGAUAUGAUUGGUAAUUCCAAACCAAGAUUAUCAUCCACGUUAUAUCAUACCGAUACUAGUUACUUCCCUCCUGUCUCUUCUCCCAUCAGUCAGAAUGCGGGUUUGGGUAUGGGAAUGGACUCGAAUGAUACUGGUCACAAGAUAGAGACAGUGGUUAUCGAGUCUUCAUCAGAUCCAGUCAACUUUGUUGAUGGCCCAGGACCUAGAGAACUUGGACCGGGAAGUGGAAGUUUAGCAGGUAAAGGAAAGAGGAAACCUGUUCCUAGAUUAGGUGGGGGAGAGGAACGUCAGGUUCAUGCGAUGUAA